Hippocampus comes (tiger tail seahorse) is the source of this 1603-nucleotide messenger RNA. RefSeq names its product zona pellucida sperm-binding protein 3-like. Gene Ontology annotation, biological process: egg coat formation; binding of sperm to zona pellucida; positive regulation of acrosome reaction. Gene Ontology annotation, molecular function: acrosin binding. Gene Ontology annotation, cellular component: extracellular matrix. The transcript is spliced from 8 exons. The coding region runs from base 168 to 1424 and encodes 418 amino acids. Lineage: Eukaryota; Metazoa; Chordata; Actinopteri; Syngnathiformes; Syngnathidae. The record is from RefSeq and is a predicted model, not a curated record.
UGGUGACAAUCAAUAAACGCCAAAAGCGAAUAAGAGACUGAACAUAGCUGAACGCUAUCAUCACUUAGCCGGCAUAGUUGCUCGUUGGUGUUGACGAGAGACUUCCCGGAGCGGUGGGGAGGCUUAGCUGCGCUUUUACCAACUUAACUACUCCAACCUAAAAAAAAAUGAACCGCUCCCGUUAUAGGGCCUUUUUCGUCCUCUUUGCCGUUUUCACACUCACAGAAAGCCGCCGCUACCACUUGGUAUCAUCCAGCCGAGGUGGAGCUCAAGUUCCGAGCGUGCCUUUACCUUCCGCCGGUUCUCAAGUCCCUUCACAGCAGGUGGAAGAUCAGCCCAAAGCGGUGCUUGUGAAAUGUCACUCGGACGCGAUGGAGCUCGUGCUUCAGGCGGAUUUGUUCAACACGGGGCUUCCCGUGGAGCCGGCACACCUGCGCCUCGGUUCCGAUCCAGCGGGUGCAAGUGGGGCAUGCCGCGCGCGACCCACUGGUGACGGCGACUCGUUGACCAUAUCGGCCGACCUGCUGGACUGUGGAACUCUGCGCUCGUCAACACAGGACAAGAUAAUCUAUUCGAAUGUGCUGGUCUAUUCCCCUGAGCCAUCUGAUGGCUUCCUUCGACUGGACGGAGCAACGAUUCCGGUUGAGUGUCAUUUCGACAGGAGGUAUUCUGUGGGUGGAAUUUCCAUGCACCCUACCUGGAUUCCUUCGGUCUCAGUAGGCUCAGCUGAGAGUAGCAUCGACUUCAAACUGCGCCUCAUGACUGACAAUUGGCAGUUUGAGAGGCGCUCGCAUGCGUACUUCAUGGGUGACCCGAUUCACUUGGAGGUGUCCGCGGCAGUCCGCAAACACCAGCCCUUGCGCGUCUACGCGGAGCGUUGCACUGCCACAGCCGGCCCAGACCCACACGCCGCCUUAAGAUAUGACUUUGUUGAGCGAAAUGGAUGUCUCACCGAUGCCUUGCACACAAACUCCAGCUCUCACUUCCUGCCCAGGCACGACGGGCACACGCUUCAACUUCAACUCGAAGCAUUCAGAUUCCACCAGCAGCCUGACAGUCAGGUCUACAUCACUUGCUGGCUGAGGGCUGUUCCAGACUCCUUAGUUGUCAGCUCUCAAAACAGGGCCUGCUCUUUUAUUGACAACAGAUGGAGGUCCGUGGACGGGGACCACGGUGACUGUAGCACCUGCCAUCCACUGGCAGCCCCAAAGGAAACGACCACCACGACGACAGACAGGAGGCUGUACGCAAAUUCGGGCUGGAAUUUUGCUCCUAACAAACCCAGGCAACCAACUACUUCUCUGCGUUCCCGGCCUGAAAGGUUGCAAAGCUACACAUAUCAGCAGACCUCUUCUGGUCUGAUGAGGCAAAACGAUCACAAACCAGUGAGAUUCGUCCAGCUUGGACCUCUUUCUGUUGAAUAGACAUCGCCACUAAGGAUACUUUGACCGGCACCUCCUGCCUGCUGUUGGAUGCGCAAUCCAAGAUGAGCUUCGCACAAUGGAAAUUGAAUAUCUUAAAAUUCACUCUACUGGCCUACAUGUUUGUAGUUUUUUUGAACUACCUCUUGUCUCCAAAAUACAUGUUUUACAGUAACCCUGAA